CACUUCUUCGAGCUAUAGGCUGACAGAAACUCUUUUUCUUCUUUAAAAAGGGCCAUGUGCCACAACAAAUUGGGCCACUACCCUUCAGGAUUCAGCCCACUAACCCAAUUUCCUCACCCAACGACAAUCGAAAAAAUCCCCAUUAAUUUAUCCAAAAACACAGCGUCAGCCUUCAGUCACUCACCCGGCGUGAAAUGGCGGUGUUGCUGCAAUUCCCAGUCUUAUCUUCAACAAAAGCAGCUGCUCCUUCUCCAACCUCCGCACAAUCGAAACCGGCACGUGUCACUCUCCGCCAGUUCUUAUUCCCUUCCAAAACCAGACCUUUUCUCAAAAUCAGCGGCGACCAAAACAAAAACCGAUUCCUUCCCGUCAAAGCCGUCGAAGAAAGCAAUGAGAGCGUGGAAGAGCCAGAGAUCACCGCAAAGGAAGCGGAAGCAGCAACUUCGGCGAAUGAAGACGCCGAGUUGAGCGAGAUAGGAGCGGAGAUAAAGAAGGCGAUGAAGGAGAGAGAGGGGAACACUAAUCUUGCAGGCGGAGUGGCGGAGGAGAUAAAGGAAAUCGAGUGGCCCGCGUUUGCGAAAGUCUUGGGGACCACCGGCGUUGUGCUAGGGGUUAUCGCUGGGUCUAGUGUCGUUUUGCUUACUGUUAAUGCCGUUUUAGCUGAGCUUUCUGAUCGGGUUUUCGCCGGUAAAGGUGUCCAAGAUUUCUUCAGCUGAUGAUAGUAAUUGGAAUGGAAACUAUUUUUAUUUAAUUAUUCCUUGCAGUUUCUUAUUUCUGCUAGUUUACGCCAAAAAAAUGAACGAAAUGGGGUGAACAAGAACUCGAAUAAACUUGCUGAA
Theobroma cacao (cacao) is the source of this 839-nucleotide messenger RNA. It is a transcript of the gene SECE1, whose product is annotated as secE/sec61-gamma protein transport protein. Lineage: Eukaryota; Viridiplantae; Streptophyta; Magnoliopsida; Malvales; Malvaceae. Gene Ontology annotation, cellular component: chloroplast thylakoid membrane. The record is from RefSeq and is a predicted model, not a curated record.